This is a messenger RNA of Salvia miltiorrhiza (redroot sage), 1563 nucleotides long. RefSeq lists its product as uncharacterized. The transcript has a single exon. Bases 236 to 1375 code for a protein of 379 amino acids. Gene Ontology annotation, cellular component: chloroplast. NCBI's taxonomy places the organism in Eukaryota, Viridiplantae, Streptophyta, Magnoliopsida, Lamiales, Lamiaceae. Gene Ontology annotation, biological process: chloroplast organization; regulation of DNA-templated transcription. The record is from RefSeq and is a predicted model, not a curated record. Gene Ontology annotation, molecular function: double-stranded DNA binding.
GGAGGUUGUAUGGAGAGAAUUGGGGGCCAUGAAUAAAAUCACCCUUCAUUAAAAAAAUAAAGAAAUUGAAAGUAAUAUUUCCUCCCUCAGUCACUACAACGGAGAUGGAGAUGGCCAUGGCGAUGGUGGAGAAACCCUCAAUCGAGAAACUUUGAAUCGUUCGAUUUCGCAGGCAAGUUAUUUCCAUAUCCCGACACAAUUGAUUCUUCUCGUGUAUUAUCGAAUUUUCUCCACUAUGAUUGCAAUGGCACUCAGGAAUCUUUCCUGUUUAUGUUUGAGCCCUAAUUCAUUUAUCUGCAACCCCAAUGUUCUCUCAAUCCACUUUUUUUCGACUGCGAGAGCCAAAAGACUAAUAAUCCCUUCCCCUGAAAUUUACGAUAUGCUGCUCCAUAAACACCAAUUUUCUCCUGAAUUGGCUGCACUUGCUUCAUCGCGCUUACCUAAAUUUAGAAGCCCCAAAAGAGCUGAUUCAGUACUCUCAUUCCUCAAAGAGAAUAGCUUUACGACUACUCAGCUGCAGAAACUCGUCAUAUAUAAUCCUCGGAUUCUAGGAUUUACUAUUAAAAGUUUGGAAUCCAGAUUCAAGGUAUUCCAAGACUUGGGGCUUUCUUCCGAGGAGAUUGCCAAGAUAAUUUCCAGUUAUCAAGUGAUUUUGCAUUCAUGUAUGGCCAGCAAGAUCAUUCCUUCCUUAUCGAUGCUAAAGGCCUUGCUGGGAUCCAAUGAGGAGGUGGCCAGACUUUUGAAAAAAUGUGCGUGGUUUUUGAGGUCCGAUUUGGAGAAAACCUUAAUGCCAAAUGUGGAAAUCUUGAAGAGUUGUAGUAUACCAAUGGAGCGUAUCCUUCAAUUCCUCUACACUCGGCCGAGAUGUUUCUUAGUCAGGCCGGAUAUUAUGAGGAAAUCUGUAGACAGGGCCGUGGAAUAUGGGAUCUCUCGGACUUCGACUGGUUUUAUCCACGCUCUCGGAGUUUUCUCUUCUACGAGUGAAGGGAUGUGGGAUGUCAAGUUGGAAACUCUCCGUAAUUUGGGAUUUUCUGAUGUUGACAUAUUCACAAUGUUUAGGAAGCAACCUAAUGUGUAUUCAGCAUCUGCAAAGACAAUGAAGAAUAAAAUAGAAUUUUUGCUUACUACAAAGAAGUACAAUAUAUCCAAUAUUGUCACUUAUCCAGUGGCACUUAUGUGCAGCAUUGAGAAGAGGCUUGAGCUUCGGAUGCAAAUUCUAAGACUUCUGGAAAGUAGGAAUCUCAUUGAAAAGUGGCCUACUCUUUCAACACUUUCUAUAUCUACAGACGAUAAAUUUUUUGAUGGCUUUGUUAGGCCUUAUUGUGACGAGAUUGGCCAAGAAUAUAUCGCAAAAAUAUGUCAAGCGCAAAGGUAAAUGGAGCUUUAAGUGGAUGCUCAAGAAACUUGUAUAAAGUUCUAAUGCUUAGGUAAAUUAAUUUCUUAGAUUUUGAACUUGUAUGAAUCUCGUGCUUAAUGUUUGCAUCCAUCCUGUUUAUCUAAGUAAUCUUGUAUAUUUAAGCUUGUAUUGCCCCAUAUUUUCUAUGAUUAUGAAUUUUGUCGCAA